Rhizophagus irregularis DAOM 181602=DAOM 197198 is the source of this 639-nucleotide messenger RNA. RefSeq lists its product as uncharacterized. The record is from RefSeq and is a predicted model, not a curated record. Lineage: Eukaryota; Fungi; Glomeromycota; Glomeromycetes; Glomerales; Glomeraceae.
AUGGAGUAUUACGAGCUAUGCAAAUUAGACGAAACUGUACCUUCGAAAAAACAGAAUCCAUUUGCUCCAAAACUUCCAUUUAGACUAGGAGUUGCGGGCACCUCUGAGUCAGGAAAGACAAAGAUGGUAGUACAUCAGCUCCUAGGAAGUAAAUAUCCAAAAGUAUAUCUAUGGAUGUCUGGUGAAAAACGUGGUCAUAAAAUACCAAAAGGCGGAAGCAAAAAUUUUGGUGAAAGAUAUAUUCCGUCCAUGGAUAAGCAAGCUCCAUGGUAUGAAAAUGUGAGAUUCAAGCUAAUCGCACCUGAAGAUCUACCUGAUAUUUCAUCUUUCAAAAGAACUUGCCGAUCUACUAUUAUAGUCUUUGAUGAUCUUGCUGGGGAACCUUUGGCAACUCAGCUAAAAAUUGUUCCUUUUUUUAGAUCAGGCAGACAUGAAGGAAUUAGCUCAAUUUAUAUUGCCCAGUAUAGUAUAAAACGAAUUUUUAAAGAUAUGUAUGAUGAUUAUGAGCUUCUAGCAAAAAAAGUUUAUGAAGUGAUAAAAAAACAUUUCAUAAUUAUUGAUAUCCAAAAACCAUCUAAUGACCCCUUAUCAAUUAGAUUUAGAUGGGACAAACCUUUAAAGAAUUGGCAAAAUGAUUGA